Messenger RNA from Hydractinia symbiolongicarpus, 1931 nucleotides. Its product is annotated as E3 ISG15--protein ligase HERC5-like. The record is from RefSeq and is a predicted model, not a curated record. Bases 292 to 1518 code for a protein of 408 amino acids. Lineage: Eukaryota; Metazoa; Cnidaria; Hydrozoa; Anthoathecata; Hydractiniidae. The transcript is spliced from 3 exons.
UUGUUCAGGAUUUGGCAUUUCAUAAAUCAUUGAGGUGCUUUAGCACACUCAAUGACAGUCAAAAAUGAAAUUCAUAGCAAAUGAUAUCCAAGUGUUUUUUUUAUUCACACUAGUCUUCAAGUGCAUAAGAUUUUUAUUCCAUUAUUGUCUGUAUUUUCUGGUUAUUAACUUUUUUAAAUUAACUUUUUCUUGUAUAGUUUAGCAUUUGUAGUAAGGUAGUAAAAGCUUGGCGCAGAUUUAAUUCGCGAAUAAACGAUAUAUCGGGCUUCGUUUUUACAGGUCUUAGGAAUAAUGCCGGGUCUUGUAAAUAAUACCAUCCCCUCUACGAUAUCACUUUUUUCAGCAAAAAUUAUUCCUGUCUUGCAUAGCUUAUAUAUAAAUAAACAAAUGUUGAAAUUUUAUUUCUUUGGCUAUUAUGAAAACUCUCCAGAACAACAAGAAGAUGUUAAAGAUUUAACAGAAGAUCAUUUGCGAAAAAUAAACUCGAUUGUUCAACCUACGCUAUGUAUGUUUCAACACUGUCUCACUGAAACAGAUCAUGUGGAAAUAUUGAAGAAUCAAGUAUAUUACACUUCUAGCUGCAAGUUAUAUAAAAGCUUAACACGUGUUAGAAACAAUACAGUUAUCGAGACAAAACAGAAUGGUUGGGACACGAGCGAACUUCAACUCCAUGGAAAUCAGAUCGAAAGGAUAAUAUCUGGUCCUGGUAGUAUAUGUGUUUUAUCACGUGAUGAUGAGGGCACACAAAAGGUAUCGAUUGAAAGUAAUGGGUUGCUUAAAGAAGUAGAUUUUAAAGGAAAAAUAUUGGAAGAUAUUUCGUUGGGUAAAAGAAUUAACCUCGUGCGUACACAAGAAAAAGAGGUCUAUCAUUUUGCGGAUAUCCUGGAAACAUUUCAACCGACUCUGUCGUUACUUCAUUUCCCGACACCUCGUCAAGUAACGGCGGUGAGUUGCGGUAAAGAACACGGCGUUGUGUUGACAUCGAAUAACUUUGUGUGGACAGUCGGCAAUGGCAGCCGCGGCCAGUUAGGAUUGGGAAGUGCCACUAAAAUGGACUCUUUGGAAUGCGUUGAAGCUCUUCAUCCUGUGAAAAUUAUUUCCGUAUCUGCCGGGGGGUGGCAUACCAUCGUUCUUUCAGAAAGUGGAGAUAUGUACGGAUGGGGGUGGAACGAAAGUGGACAAGUGGGCUGUAUACGCGAAUCAUAUGACGAAAUGGAUUGUAGUGAAGAAAACAGAGCCAAACUUGUUUUCCUUCCGUCUCUAGUUGACACUUCCUUAGAUGAUUCGUUCACGCUGAUAAAAACUGGCUCUAGGCAUUCAGCUGCUGUUUCAACAUCUGGUCAGUGUUUUACAUGGGGCUGGAAUGGCUAUGGUCAGUUAGGCCAUGGUGAUCAAAGUAAUUGCGUUAAACCACGUAUGGUAUCUUUUUUCGCACAUAACAAUUUAGAAAUACUUGAUGUGAUUUGUUCGGAGUGGGUUACGUUAGUGAAAACCGUGCAUAAAGAUAACAAAAGCUAGCAUAGUGUAGUAACUACUUUAAGUUGAUUUAUUUCAGCAAAGAUAACUUUCGUAAAUUUUGCGAAUUUUUUUUUCCAUAUCCACAAAAAUUUGCUUGGAAAGAUCAAUUCGCUCAAAUAAAUGGUCGCGAAAUUACUAGAAAUAUUUUAUUUGAUUAAAAAAAUUCUAAAAGUGAAAAGGGUUUUUUUGUUUUUUCAUCUCUUGUUUUAAUAAAUUCCCAUUUUUGCUCUCCAAAGACUACUUUAUCUGUUAUGUUAUGAAAAGUUCAAAAUAAUCUGGUCUGUCGUUUCCAGUUAUUUGCUAAGUAGAUAAAAGUGUGUUGAAACUGAAAGAUCAUAACUUUAUAAGAUUUGUUACUUUGUAAUUUUAUGCGAGAUGUAAUUAUUGAGAAAUUAAAAAUAGUUUUUCGGUUU